UUAAAUCGCCCUGUGUAAACGGGAGCAGGAGCGGGCAGAGAGAGAGCAGAGCUGCUCCGGAUUCAGUCUGUCCCCGCACCCAAUGUAGACCUGUCUUUUUUUUUUUUUUUUGGUUGUGUGUGUGCAAAGUCAGGCCAAGCUUUGGUGUCAUCUGUUGCAUUGCAUCGAUUAGAAUCGAUUGGCUUGGAAAAAUCGCCCGGGUUGGAGAGCGAUUAAAGAUGGGAAACCGUGGGAUGGAGGAGCUGAUUCCUCUGAUCAAUCGGAUGCAAGAUGCUUUCGCUCAGAUCGGACAGAAUGCCAACCUGGACCUGCCCCAGAUUGGGGUGGUCGGUGGGCAAAGCGCCGGCAAAAGCUCAGUCCUGGAAAAUUUCGUCGGGAAGGACUUCCUUCCUCGUGGAUCUGGCAUCGUCACCAGGAGACCCCUCGUUCUUCAGCUGAUCAACUCCCCGACAGAGUAUGCAGAGUUCUUGCACCUCAAAGGGAAGAAGUUUGUCGACUUCGAUGAGGUGCGGCAAGAGAUCGAGCAGGAGACAGACCGGGUGACGGGCAGCAACAGGGGGAUCUCGUCCAUCCCCAUCAACCUGAGGGUCUACUCGCCAAACGUGCUGAACCUGACCUUGAUCGACCUCCCUGGGAUGACCAAGAUCGCGGUGGGCGACCAGCCCGUGGACAUAGAGUUCCAGAUCCGUGAAAUGCUCAUGCAGUUCGUUACCAAGGAAAACUGCCUGGUCCUGGCAGUGUCGCCUGCCAACACAGAUCUGGCCAACUCCGAUGCCCUGAAGAUAGCCAAGGAGGUGGACCCACAAGGCUUGCGUACAAUCGGAGUCAUCACCAAGUUGGACCUGAUGGAUGAAGGGACAGAUGCUCGAGAAAUUCUGGAGAACAAACUCUUACCCUUGAGACGAGGUUACAUCGGGGUGGUGAAUAGAAGCCAGAAGGACAUCGAUGGCAGAAAAGACAUCCAAGCCGCGCUGGCCGCUGAGAGAAAGUUCUUCCUUUCACACCCAGCUUAUCGGCACAUGGCUGACCGCAUGGGGACCCCUUAUCUCCAGAAGGUCCUCAAUCAGCAAUUGACAAACCACAUCCGGGACACGCUGCCUGCCCUUCGCAACAAGCUGCAGAGCCAGCUGCUGUCCAUUGAGAAGGAGGUGGACGAGUACAAGAACUUCCGGCCUGAUGAUCCUUCCAGGAAAACCAAAGCUUUGCUGCAGAUGGUCCAGCAAUUUGCUGUGGAUUUUGAGAAACGCAUUGAAGGAUCGGGGGAUCAGAUUGACACCUACGAGCUGUCGGGCGGAGCGAGAAUAAACCGAAUCUUCCACGAGAGGUUCCCCUUUGAGCUUGUCAAGAUGGAAUUUGACGAGAAGGAGCUGCGACGAGAGAUUAGUUACGCCAUCAAGAACAUCCACGGAAUCAGAACUGGGCUUUUCACGCCUGACAUGGCAUUUGAAACGAUUGUGAAAAAGCAGAUCUUGAAGAUCAAAGAGCCCUGCCUCAAAUGUGUGGACAUGGUUAUCAAUGAGUUAAUCAGUACGGUUAGGCAGUGUACCAAGAAGUUGGGCCAGUAUCCACACUUGCGGGAAGAAAUGGACCGGAUUGUGACCACUCACAUCCGAGAUCGAGAAGGCAGAACUAAAGACCAGGUCAUGCUGCUGAUCGACAUCGAGCUGUCCUACAUGAACACAAACCACGAGGAUUUCAUUGGAUUCGCCAACGCACAGCCGAGGAGCUGUCAGCUGAGCAAGAAGAAGGCGGCAAGCAAUCAGGAUGAAAUUAUGGUGAUCAGGAAGGGGUGGCUCACCAUCAACAACAUCGGCAUCAUGAAGGGAGGGGCCAAGGAGUACUGGUUCGUGCUGACUGCUGAAAACAUGUCCUGGUACAAGGACGAUGAGGAAAAAGAGAAGAAAUACAUGCUGCCCCUGGAUAACCUGAAGCUGCGUGACAUUGAGAAGGGAUUUAUGUCCAGCAAGCAUAUAUUUGCUCUCUUCAACACAGAACAGAGGAAUGUUUACAAGGAUUACCGGCAGCUGGAAUUGGCGUGUGAAACCCAGGAGGAAGUGGACAGCUGGAAGGCUUCAUUUCUUCGAGCUGGUGUCUAUCCAGAAAGAGUUGGGGAUAAGGAAAAUCAAAGCGAAAGCGAGGAGAACGGCUCUGGUGACAACUUCAUGCACUCGAUGGACCCGCAGCUGGAGAGACAAGUCGAGACCAUUCGUAACCUGGUCGACUCGUACAUGGGCAUAGUCAACAAGACCAUCCGGGACCUCAUGCCCAAGACAAUCAUGCAUCUCAUGAUCAUUAACACAAAGGACUUCAUUCACUCUGAGCUCCUUGCCCAGCUCUACUCCUGUGGGGAUCAGAACGUCCUGAUGGAGGAGUCUCCCGAGCAGGCCCAGCGACGUGAGGAGAUGCUGCGAAUGUAUCAUGCCCUGAAGGAAGCCUUAAACAUCAUUGGGGACAUCAAUACCACCACCAGCAGCACUCCUCUCCCACCACCGGUCGAUGACUCCUGGCUGGGAGUCAGGGAUAUAGCCUCCGGGCGAAGGUCUCCGACCUCGAGCCCCACGCCACAGAGACGAGCGCCUGCCGUCCCCCCGGUCAGGCCACUGUCCCGAGGUCCUGCUCCAGGACCACCGCCACCUGCUGGACCACCCCCUCAAGGACCGCCCGGUAGUGCCCCGCCAAUCCCGUCUCGGCCCGGGGCCUCUCCUGAUCCAUUCGGGGCUCCACCUCAGGUUCCGUCCAGGCCUAACCGAGCUCCACCUGGUGUCCCCAGAAUAACAAUAAGUGACCCUUGAGGACAUUAACCCCUGACUGGCAAUCUAAGUGGCAGCCCCUGAGACCAAGGAACCUCUUGCCCCUCCUUGAAACUCUAGUCUGUUUUAGCUUGCUGUGCGUCAAGUCUCCUCCGCAUUCUAUCUAUUCCGAAAUGAAACUAUAUAAAUAUAUAUAUCACGUGUGCUGGAGUCUGCAUAUCUUUGAUGUUGCACAAAUCUGGGGAAUAGAGUUCCUGCUGUAUAAUUCUUUUACUAUCUCUUGCUCUCUGUAAGAGCCGUUUUGUUAAGCCUGUUCUCAUUGUGUUCAUACGUGUUUCAGGGAGAUAUAAAAUAAAUCUGUCAUGCUUUUGUGUAGAAUUUUAGUUUAAAUGAAACCGUGAUGGUGUAUAUUAAUACAGUAAAUAUCUGGUAUACAAGCAUAUGAUUUGAAAUGUGUGUAUAUGAUAUUUAUGGUGAAACAAAUUAAAUCUGAUGCUAAAGUUGUAUUUAUGCUUUGAAAGUGACCUGUGGCAUAUACAAAAAUGACAUAUCUGUGUAAUCAAAGUCUCCUUUAUUUAAAUAAACUGUGUGUCUUUGUGGAGGC
Molecule: messenger RNA, 3354 nt
Organism: Amblyraja radiata (thorny skate)
Lineage: Eukaryota; Metazoa; Chordata; Chondrichthyes; Rajiformes; Rajidae
Product: dynamin-1
Exons: 23
Coding region: 219-2792 (857 amino acids)
Biological process (GO): receptor internalization; synaptic vesicle budding from presynaptic endocytic zone membrane
Cellular component (GO): microtubule; cytoplasm; synapse
Molecular function (GO): microtubule binding; GTP binding; GTPase activity
Source: RefSeq, a predicted model, not a curated record